CGCCCCAGUGAAUCAUGUGGUGCCGGGGGAGGAAGUGCGGCUUGUUUUCUUUCCUCCAGUCGCCGGGCUCCGGGCGGAGCGCGAUGCUCGGAGACCCCCGCGGCGGCGGCGGCGGCGGCGAGCCCCGAUGAGGCGGCCCCGGCCCCGCAGCUGCGCCCCCGGCCCGAUGGAGGCCCCGCCGUGGGACCCCCUCCGCAAUGACUCGCUGCCGCCCACGCUCACACCCGCGGUGCCCCCGUACGUGAAGCUCGGCCUCACCAUCGUCUACACCGUGUUCUACUCGCUGCUUUUCGUGUUCAUCUACGCGCAGCUCUGGCUGGUGCUGCGCUACCGCCACAAGCGGCUUAGCUACCAGAGCGUCUUCCUCUUCCUCUGCCUCCUCUGGGCCUCCCUGCGGACCGUCCUCUUCUCCUUCUACUUCAAAGACUUCGUGGCGGCCAACGCGCUCAGCCCCUUCGUCUUCUGGCUGCUCUACUGCUUCCCCGUCUGCCUGCAGUUCUUCACGCUCACGCUCAUGAACUUGUACUUCACGCAGGUGAUUUUCAAAGCCAAGUCAAAAUAUUCUCCAGAAUUACUCAAAUACCGGUUACCCCUCUACCUGGCCUCACUCUUCAUCAGCCUCGUUUUCCUGUUGGUGAAUUUAACCUGUGCAGUGCUGGUGAAGACAGGAAAUUGGGAGAGGAAGGCCAUUGUCUCCGUGCGUGUGGCCAUUAAUGACACACUCUUUGUGCUGUGUGCCGUCUCUCUCUCCAUCUGCCUCUACAAAAUCUCCAAGAUGUCCUUAGCCAACAUUUACUUGGAGUCAAAGGGCUCCUCUGUGUGUCAAGUGACUGCCAUUGGUGUGACCGUCAUCCUGCUUUAUACCUCCCGAGCCUGCUACAACCUGUUCAUCCUGUCAUUUUCUCAGAGCAAGAAUGUCCAUUCCUUCGAUUAUGACUGGUACAAUGUAUCAGAUCAGGCGGAUCUGAAGAAUGAGCUGGGCGAUGCUGGCUAUGUGGUGUUUGGCGUGGUCCUAUUUGUGUGGGAGCUCUUACCUACCACCUUGGUCGUUUACUUCUUCCGAGUUAGGACCUCUGCAAAGGACCUUACCAACCCUGGAAUUGUCCCCAGCCAUGGAUUCAGCCCCAGAUCUUAUUUCUUUGACAACCCACGAAGAUAUGAUAGUGACGAUGACCUUGCCUGGAACAUUGCCCCUCAGGGACUUCAGGGAAGCUUUGCCCCAGACUACUAUGAUUGGGGACAGCAAACGAACAGCUUCCUGGCACAAGUGGGAACUCUCCCACCAGACUCAGCUUUGGAUCCUGACAAACCAAGCCACGGGUAGCAUCGGGAAGCAGUUUUAUGGAAGAUUCCUCAAGUGAAGAGCUUCAAAGAGACUAACUUAAUGACAGCUGAAUUUUUAAGGCACUUUUCCUUAAGAAAUAGGACUUGAUGUUUAUUUGUUACAGGUUUCUAAUGGCUCCAUAGGACUAAGCAAUAAUUCAGAUUGAUAAAACCUUAUUUUAGUACUAAAAAAGUGAGCCUGGCUGCCUAUUUCGGUGGGUAUAAUUUAAACUUUAAAAAAAUUCUGUACUUUUAUAAAGAUAUAUUUUAUAUAACUUAACGCUAGAAUAUAUACUAGCAUUUUUUUGAGAAUGUUAUUGCAAUAUGUUUGUAGUUUGCACAGACUUUUAUGCAUAAUUCACUUUAAAAGCAUACAGUACACGGUCUGAUGGUUGUUUAAGGCUUUUGGGCUAAAGUAUUCUCCAGAUCCUUACCUCUUCAGGUCGUACAGAUACUGAGUUUCAUGCCUGGUAGACUCUAAACAUAGUUGACGUCUAGAAAGUCAGUUACAGCUCCAGUGUUAAAAGCUACAACUCUGUUAAAAGCAGAGUAUCAACAGACUACAUACAAGGUCAUUGAUUCCUUCCUUCGAGUUAGGUCCAGUUGUUCCCUCAAAGAAUCUCCAGAAUUUUGCCAAAACAGUGGUACUUCUUUCAGCAGGGCACUAACGUAUACACUUCAGUGAUAAGUGGAUACGUUAAAAACAUGGAUAAAAUUGACACCACUAAACCACCUCCACUAUCUUCAGAAACUUUGCAGUUUUCAACCCAGUGAACUCCCAUAUCCGUUACCUCCGUAUUUUUGCAAGACUGCACCUUUCCCAAUCACUGACAUUCAGUACAUUCAAGGAACAAAGGAGAGGUUGUCAAAAGGGGAUAAAUAGUAAAUGCCCUUGAUCCAGAAGACUGUAUGGCAUCCAAAUAGUUUUCCUGUAAUUUCCCACCCUAUUUAAAAUAAUGUCCUGUAUUUUUAAAUUGCUCUGAAAAGCAGGCUAUUAGAAGCAGUGGCUAAAAAAUGAGAGUAGCAUCUCAGUGUCCUAUAGCAGGAUUCCUGGGGCUCAGCUGUGUAAGAGGGCAUGUUGCAGACAAUGGCUUGUAAAUCGUCUUCUGCUGAAAUGAAAUACUAGUUCUCCAGCCACGGGUAUGAUUCUAAAACCUCCAUGAUGUAUACAGGUAAAACUGCCUGCAGUAGGAAACUGUGGUGCAAGGCUCCAUUGGGGAGGUUAAAUGCUCUUAUUUUCCUUAAAGCAGAGGGAAGGCUCUAGAGGAUUUACUGUCACCUGAGAAACGGUAUCCACUCUGCCUAGGAAAUGUCAUCUCUCGAGACAGGAUGAGGAGGAGCAGAUGAAGAAAAAGUAGGGUUAAUAAGUUCUGCCUUCAUGGUGAAAGCCAUUUCAAAUGUCUCUUAUUUCCUAUUUUGGUCUUCAGAAAGGAUUUAUCUCUGGGCGUUGAUUUCACAGAGAUCAAGUCUACUUCUCUUGAUGGUAAUUAAAAUUGCCAUCUCAAGGUGAUUGAGGAGAUUGAGAUUGUGAUUGGAUUUCUCAUUUGUAUAGAGCGCCUUUAUCCUGCAUAAUCCCACAUAAUAGUGUUCUUGCCUUUCAGCAUUUGGAAGAAUUGCGGUCACAUAUUAUUGAAAAUAGUUACUGUCAGGGAAAAUUCUAGACUGAAGCAAAAUUUGCACUGAUUAUUUGGGUUGCCUUAAAAUAUUAUAAGUUGCUAUUAUUCUAAAUAGCUUUAGGAACAUCCUACUUGUCAUACUUUGUUACUAAUACUUAGGAGAAUUUAAAGGGAGUCCCAGCAUAUGCUUAAAACUUUAAAUCGUGCUUUCAGAAAGUACUUUAAUUAGGAUAUCCAAGGGCAGGUAUAUUUUUAAAAAUACAGUAAUUUAAAAAAAUCACUAAAAUCAUCCAAGUAUUAUACUCAUGCUGUAUCAACACAUUAUUAUUCUGUUAUUACUGGUAGGAAAAUGGAAAUACCCAGCAUUAAGCGAUAAAAGCCAUAAUCUAUUUUUAUAAUAAAGCUGCUACUAUUUGAACUAUUUUUUUAUUGGAAAGAAUAAAAAUGUUAUAAGAGCCUAUUUUUCCCUUCCCUUUUUUAAAAAAGUAAUGCUAAAGCACAAAUAUUAUAAACACAUCCAUAAUAUAAAUAGGAUUGUAGCAAACGAUCUUUAUCUCAUAGUAAAUGACCAUGUAUACCCUGUGAAACAUUAUAGAUAUGAUAGGUACGCAAAGGGAAAUUAAGAUUUCUUUAGGUUCCUAAUUAUAUUGUGCUGUGAAUGAGGUCACUACCAAAGCUCCUCCUCAGGUGGAAUAGUAAAGGCUCAGAGAAGGCAAAGAAUGGGGAUGGGAUUACCCAUUGUCAAAUACAGAGAUGCCCUUCUGUUUUAAGGCAACAUGAUGAAAUUAAAACCCUGGUCAUUUGAAAGUUAAAAAUGUAGGGGGCAAAGGCAAUGUCACUAAAAAUUUUGUAUGAAGUCUAAUUCAACACUAAAGGCUGCACAUGGCUGUUUCUGUGUACCUACUGGAAAUCUGCAGGUUAUUGUCUAAAAAUGCCAACUGGUUUGUGUAGAUAUUUUUCACUGGCUCUUUUUUCUUUCUCCAAUUAACUCACUUGGUUGAGCCAAUAUUACAACAUCCAGAGUAUGUCACACAUGGAGCUGUGGACUGUAAGUAGUUUUUUGACUCUUACAAUAUGCACAUCAGUCACAUUGAGUUAUGCCGAUUUUUUUCUCGGAUGUACCAGGCAUGUUGUUAAAACUCUGCUGGUUACCAUGUCUAGCUAUGUAGAUCAAGCACACUUGCUGGUGUAUCCCCAAAUAUCCUCUUUUACCAAAAUCCAACAGAACUGCUCUUUGUUGGCCUUGAACACUUAAUUCCUAUCAGGAGGAAAGUAAUAGGCAUUAGUAAAUCCCAGAGCAUGAAAAGUACUUAAGAGAAAAAGGUUUAUAUAUUUACAUAGAUGUUACUAGACUAUUUUAAUUUUUCUAAAAUUAUCUUUUUAUUUCUUUAACAAAGGUACACUUAGAAUUAAAUGGGCCUAAAUAUUUGAAGUUUUUAAAAAGAUUUCCAACUAAAGAAACUUUGUUUUAAAAAAAAAUCUUGUUUUCAGAGUGCUAGAUAAUAAAAUCUAGACAGGUGUAGGUCUAAUCAAAGACAUCUUUCCCAUUUUUGGCCCCAGGGGAGAAUUUUAUUUAAAAAAAAAAAAAUUCUAACUGCGCAUAACCAUUUAAGACUUUUCAUGGUCCAGAGGAGCUGCUGGAAAGGAGCAGGCUAAAAAGUAGAAUUCUCAUCAAAAACUAUAAAGUGGUCAAAGUGAGGGAACACUUAAAAAGGAAUGGAGGGAAUGGAAUUCACUGUCUACUGCAUGCCGGUUACAUGCUAGACAAUGAACGACUGGGUGUUUGCUGGUCUGAGUGUCCAGUCUGUAAACCGUUCCAUUAACCCUACUCAAGGCCCUUAGUAGGGAUAUGUGGAAAACCUCUUGCACCAAUGGGCCCAAAUACCUGGAAGCAUGUGAAAGAUGUCCCUGUGCCUCCAACCUAGCUAUCGGUGCAAAUUCCCUGUACCUGUCAUGCAGCAAUCUGGGCCUGGGAAUCGAAGGUGGGUUCUGUCAGUGUGGAGUUCUUUCUGCCCAGGUCAGCAGGUAGGGGGUUAGAGUCCUCAGAUCCAAAUCCAGGGACUCAGCAGCUCCUAAUGGUUUCUGCCUGGUUCCUCUAAAGAUGGAUUUCUUUCAUCUAUUCCCUGACCUGGAACUGAAACCGAUUCUAUUUUCCCAGAAACUGGUUAUACCUUGCCAAGAUUAAUUCCACUGUAGCCUCCAAAAGGGACUUCCCUUUUGCGGUGUGGUUGCCCAACUGCUCAGAAUAGUAGACUAUCUCCAGAACCUAUUUUCUGCCUCUGAACUUCAGUGUGAGCAGAACAGAUCAGAUGCCUCCUCCCUCUAGCUGGAUUUAUGACCUCAUUCUCUCUAGCCUGUACGAGCCCUAAAUCCCCCACUUUCUCUGAACCUGUUUUCCUCAGGUCCCUUUGCAGUCCCAAGUCCUGGAGCUCCUUGAAGGCAUGGAGAUAUAAAAAGGCUUACCAGGGCCAUUCAAUUUGUGUGGCUGAGAAUCCUUGGCUGUCCCCUUACUGAAUUCACUAGCCCAGAGCCUAGGUUUGCAGACUUAAAAACCUAUCUGAGGGAAGAACACCCAUUUGGAUGUAUAUUGUUAAGGAAAUCUGUAUGGAAAGUGAGAUAAUGUAUCAGACUGCUGCCUGAAGGACACAGACUCUGACCCAGGGGUAUUAGCUGGAUGAUUUUAUUUUGUGAUAACUUGAUGGCACUGUCAAGCAAACACUAAAAUUCAUUCACAUUGAGGGCAUCCUCUACACCAGACAGGUUUCUAUGUUAGCUAUUCCUCUUCAAUGAACGUAUUCUUUCUCUGGGUGAAUUCUCAGUAUAAACCAGAUAUAGCCUAGUUAGGUUACAGAAUUCAUAAGUUACAUGAUGGCAGGAACAGCUGUGUUUUGUUCACUGCUAUGUUCCCAGCACAAACAAUUAUAAAUGGUCAAAUCCUGUUCUUGUGGUAGAUGGUCUUUCUUUUUCAAAGGUAACUUCUUUCACUUGCAUUUUUAUCCACGGUAUAUGGAUUUGACCAGUAUAAGGGCCUAUCCCUGUUUUCUCACAUAUCUAACUUUUGGGUAAGGGAAUUAAUUCAUAAUGUAAUUUUAAAAAGGAAAUAAGGAUUUUACAUAAAGACAACCUCCAGGAAUGAUUUGAGACAGAUUGGGUUCUCACUGACAUGAAAUUCUGUCUCCUUCUAUGCAGGCACUACAUGCCCGCUCUUUGCCCUCACCUGUUUGGGCACUGGCAGAUAGAAUACUGAAAUAAUGAACAGUAAAAAGUAGAUCUUUAUCAGCUUAAGUAUAAAAUGAAAAGAAUAGGGACGCAUGAAAGUGAUUAAAAGUGCAACUCUUGAGAAAACACUGAAUUGGGCAGAGUUCCAGCAUAGUCCAAAUGUUAGUGAAUUUUUUUUUCUAAAGCUCAUAUGAAAUAAGUAAGCACAGCUAAAGAAAACUUUUUUAAAAGGGUGGCGGUUGGGGAAAAGAGGGAGCCAACACACCAGAUAUUUAAACACAGACCCUGAGUAAUUAAUAGUUGUGGUCCUGGUGUCUGAGUAAACAGACCAAUAAAACAGAAAGAGAACCCAGAUAUGGAGCUAAUUCUGUGUGCGAUGCGAGAUAUGAUAAAUGAAGCAUCUCAGACUAGGGAGGACAUGAUACAACUGUUCAGUCAAUGGUAUUGGAAUAACUGGAUGAUCACCUAGGAAGAAAUGAGGCUGGAUCUGUAACUUACAUCCUACACUGGGACACACUCCAAAGGGAUCAAAACUUAGAUCUAAAAAACCUCCAAAAGAAACGAUAGGUGAAUUACUGCUGUGUAAGGAAGGUGUUUAAACUAUGACUCAAGCCCAGAAACCACUGAGAAACAGAAAUUAAAAAAAAAAAAAAUCACAAGGCAAAAACCACCAUAAGCCAAGUCAAAAGACAGACACCAACUUAAAAAGAAAUUUAGAGCCCACCAAAAAGGAAUAAUAUGUAACCAGGUACUCCUAUAAACAAGGUCAAUAAUGCAGUAGAAAAGUGGGCAACAGGUAUGAAUGUGAGGAACACAAGUGGAUCUUAAACAUGUUAAAAGGAGUCAACCUCAGUUGAAGUAAGAAAAAUAGAAACUAAAACACAUUGAUCUGUAAUUUUGUACCUAUCAGAAUGGCAAACAUCAUACCCACAUCCACGCAGGUAAGGUUGUGGGUGAGCAUGCAGUGUCUUAAGUUGCAGGUGGAUAUGUGAACUGGGUAACUGCCUUGAUGGAGGGAAAUACUCUAUUUUUCAAAAUUAUAAAUGUACACGGUCUGUAACCCCAAAAUUCCAUUUAGGGGAAUUUACUCUACAAGAACAUAUUUAUGUAUGUGGGAAAUGACAGGAUAUACACAAGGUUUGGAAACCAUCCAAAUGCCCAUUAGUAGGGGAUUGGUUAAACAAUUAUAUGAAUAUAUAAUGGGAUACCAAGCAGUUCUUGAAAAAAAAAAAAAACUUUAACGAGUAAGCUAUCUAGGGAUGUGGGAAGAGUACCAACAAAAAGAAAGUGAAUAAAAGUACAUGGUAUGUAUAAGAUGCCACUCUUUGGGGAAAAAAAUGAGAGGAACAGUUAAGACUUUACAUUUGUAUUUGUUUGUAUAUGCCUAAAAUAUGUAUGAAUGGAAACAGAAGAAGCCCCAAACCAGAGGUUAUGGGGGUGAGGGGUGGGACGUACAGUAUGGGCAGUUGGGCUGAGGACCAGAAGAAGACAUUCCACUGUGUAGUCUUCCAUGUUUUUUUUUGGUUUUUUGAACCAUGUGAAUGUAUUAGUAUUUGAAAAAUAAAGAUUUUAAAAGCCUUA
Molecule: messenger RNA, 7739 nt
Organism: Nyctereutes procyonoides (raccoon dog)
Lineage: Eukaryota; Metazoa; Chordata; Mammalia; Carnivora; Canidae
Gene: GPR137B
Product: G protein-coupled receptor 137B
Exons: 7
Coding region: 128-1324 (398 amino acids)
Biological process (GO): positive regulation of TORC1 signaling; negative regulation of osteoclast differentiation; regulation of autophagy
Cellular component (GO): lysosomal membrane
Source: RefSeq, a predicted model, not a curated record